Leptinotarsa decemlineata (Colorado potato beetle) is the source of this 1983-nucleotide messenger RNA. It is a transcript of the gene byn, whose product is annotated as T-domain transcriptional activator brachyenteron. Gene Ontology annotation, molecular function: DNA-binding transcription factor activity, RNA polymerase II-specific; RNA polymerase II cis-regulatory region sequence-specific DNA binding. The record is from RefSeq and is a predicted model, not a curated record. NCBI's taxonomy places the organism in Eukaryota, Metazoa, Arthropoda, Insecta, Coleoptera, Chrysomelidae. Gene Ontology annotation, biological process: regulation of transcription by RNA polymerase II; cell fate specification; mesoderm formation. Gene Ontology annotation, cellular component: chromatin; nucleus.
ACCUUACUAGUUCAGCAUUCUCUUUGGACAAGUGGAGGUCCCGAACUAGGUCAUUUAAUUCAGGUUGUUCGAUUAAAUGGGGUGUUCUUCCUUCUCUCUCGGGAAAAUAAGGAACGUCUUUUUCUGGCACAUCAUGGGAACCUGCCUGUUCAUCAUACAUUUCCAAAUCUUCCUUUCAAUUUGCUGGGGGUGUUGGAACUGGUAAAAUUUCUCCAUGAAGAAGCAGCCUUCUUGCAGAAGGAAUAUCCGGAUAUACAAUGUGUGUUUGCUGUUUCUUGGAAAACCAGACACGUUUAUCAUGCAAAAAGUAACAGUCGUUGUAAUGAUUUGUUGUUUCUCGCCAAAUCAUUGGAACUGCAAAAGGCAUAGAAGAGCGUUUGCUAUUUAACCAGUUACUUAGAUUUGCUGCACAGGUUUGGCAACAUACGUGAGGAGCCCAAUCCCGAUCUUGAUGACCAACAACACAUCCAAAAUACUUAUGGAGGAUGUUUCCUGUUGUUAAAGUAACAGCGGCUGGUUUGGAUCCCAAAGCAAUGUACACGGUCCUUUUAGAAUUCGUUCAAAUCGAUCCUCACAGAUGGAAAUACGUCAACGGAGAAUGGGUUCCUGGUGGUAAAGCCGAAGUACCGCCUGCCAACCCCAUUUACAUCCACCCAGAAUCUCCGAAUUUUGGAGCACAUUGGAUGAAAGAGUCGAUAUCUUUUGCCAAGGUCAAACUAACCAACAAAUCCAAUGGCAACGGCCAAAUAAUGCUGAACUCCCUCCACAAAUACGAGCCCAGGGUUCACCUGGUUCGAGUAGGUAACGAACCUAGACGAGUGUUGACAUUUCCGUUUCCGGAGACGCAAUUCAUCGCUGUGACAGCAUAUCAGAACGAAGAGGUGACGUCGCUGAAGAUAAAAUAUAACCCGUUCGCCAAAGCGUUUCUGGACGCCAAAGAAAGACCGGAUAACCUCUUCAAUCAGCGAGAGUUGUCCAGCAGUUACGGACAACAGCAGACGCAGUAUUCACAAUAUGGAUCUUGGUUCAUCCCCCACCAGCCAAUGUACGGAACGGCUCAAAUGUCGCCAUGUCAGUUUCGAUCUAGCCCGACGCUGAAACGACAAAAGUCAGCCCCGUACCCUGUUCAAAGGCAAAAGUCGGCUUCCGUUUCUCCUCCACCACACGUGUACAAUCCUCCCGACCACAUUCAACAACAACAACCUCUGUACAGCUCAAAUGGACCCACGUACACCAGUUGGCCAGCAAUGACUUCCAUGCAAACUCAGACCCCCUCUCCCAUAGUGAGUAGUCCCAUCAACUGUUGGUCACUGACUUCUAGUCCGCCACCUCCACAUCAAGUCUCGUCGCAACCGAACCCAAGUCAAUCACCUACCCAUCAAGUCUACCAGCAAUCACCUAUAGCCAGCAUCACCAACCUGUCUUAUCCUGGAUUUUAUUCGGACAUACCUUAUCAAGGGCCGGAAUACGUUUCGAUAGUGAAUUCGGAAGUAACAUAUGCCCAGAUUGGAGUGGACCGAACUACUCCGAUUUACCACUCCGAAACGACUAGUUUAGAAAAGAACGAGUAUGAACGUAGCACCCCCAUUACAAGUAGUAGCGUGGAAGAUAGGCCUGCUUCUGCUCCCGUAGUUCCACGCCAAGAAUGGGUUCCGCUUGGUCAUUUACAAAAUUAGUUUUUGGAAUAAUUCUAUGGGAAAUGAAUAAAUCUUUUGAGGAUUCUCUGAAACGAGAAAUUUUCGUAUCGAAGGACAAAAAAUACAUUUUGCUGAUACCCUAUUCCAGUAAUUACAAUAAGAUAUAAAAGUAAAAACGAGCGGUACUUGCCCUAAGAUCAAAUAAAAAAUUUGAGGAAAAUGUACCUACACGGACUGUUCAUUUCAUAAAGAACCUAUAACAGCUUACGAAUUUGCAGUUGUAUAUACAAAUUAGAAUUAGAAUUUCGUUUAAUUGUGUUUUAAAUAAAUUACUAUUUAUAUUAAA